Molecule: messenger RNA, 1305 nt
Organism: Diaporthe amygdali
Lineage: Eukaryota; Fungi; Ascomycota; Sordariomycetes; Diaporthales; Diaporthaceae
Exons: 1
Coding region: 1-1305 (434 amino acids)
Source: RefSeq, a predicted model, not a curated record
AUGCGAUUUCCCUUGCGACUUUCCUUGCUGAUCCCGGCACUGGUACUCCUCGUCGCAUUGAGCCUCAAAUGCCGCUCUUCGUCUGCUGUCCUCAUGCCUGAAACCCCGUCGCCAGAUGAAGUCGCAGCGUCCCUGCUUGCUUCACAUGGAUUGAAGCUUCAAUCGCUUAGGACUAUACAGUCAUUGUGGGCUGGCUAUGGCGAAAUCUGCCGCGUCACCGCCACCCCGGACAGCUCGCGAAACUCUUCAGUGGAAUCAUCGCGUACGACAUCGACAAGCAACUCGACGAAUUCUAUACCACAAAAAUUACAGACAUACAUAUUGAAACUGGUCACUCCACCGCCGACCAAAUCAGGUGAUGAAGGUCACACCAGGAAAAUCCUGAGUUAUCAGGUUGAACAGUUUUUCUACAGCCAUCUUGCUCCACAGAUGCCCCCAUCGCUUCCAGUUGCUAAAUGUCUUGGGAGCAUUAAACAACAUAACAAGAAUGGAUCAACAAUUACAGCGACAUUGUUGAGCGAUCUCCUCGUGCAAUACCCCGUUGCAGGAGAGAAGCGCGACGUGCUCUCCGUGACUCAAGCGCACGCAGCAUUAGACUGGCUCUCGGAAUUCCACGGCUUCUGGUGGCCACGCGCGAAAGAGUUUAAGCGCUCGUCUUUAGUGUUACCGCCUCUCGAAGAAGUUCGGCGUGAUGGUCAAGACGCGACUGAUAAGACCAUCUGGCUCAACGGUGGCUACACAUACCUUGCGACACGCCGAACAGAAUACAACAAACUUAGAAACAAUCCUCGUGCCGAAUGGAGCAAGCCAAUCACUGGUUACAUCAACGGAGAAAGCGUUUCCAUCGCUGAGAUCGUGGCUGCAUAUCUUGAACCGAAGCUAUCGGGAUGGGAGCCUACUCGAGAGUACCAAACACUUAUUCAUGGUGAUGUCAAAUCCGAGAACUUGUUCACUAGUGUUUCGGGAGCAGAAGUUGCGUUUUACGACUUCCAGUACACCGGGCUCGGUUUGGGUGUCUGUGACUUGGCUAAGCUCUUUACGUGCUCAAUACCGUUGAGCAUGCUUGUAGCCGAUAGUCAAAUUCCUCGUGAGCUGAAGAUGCAACACGGAGAGAAAGUGCUACUGAAGAGAUAUUGGACACGACUAAAGGAGACUAGCGGGAAGGAGUACGACUGGGCUGUCUUCGUUCAGCAUUGGGAGACUGCGUUAGUCGAUUGGCUGCGCUUUCAGGCGAGCUGGGGAUUUUGGGGCAACGUGGAGUGGCUGGGGGCACGCGUGAGGAGUAUUCUAAGCGAUGAUGAAUGA